GGUCCUAUUGGGGGUUGGGGGAGGGGGAUCGGAAGGCGAGCUCGGCGAUGAGGCGGGGCCCUCACGUGACCGCGAGCUGCAGAGCGUUGCAGCCUUCGGUGCAGGCGUCACUCCUGUCUGGUUAUCAGCUCCCCGCUGCCCUGAGCUCAGCGCGCUGGCAUCGGGCCCGCGGCAAGCGGAGCAGGUCUGCGGGUCUACGUGUCAAGUGUUGCAGCAACUCACUUUGCAGCAGGAAUCGGGAGGAGGAGGAGACAACCAGGAUAGGCUAAGGAGCAGUGAUGCCCAAAGAGGAACAAGUGCUGAAAAAUCUCACCAUGGAAAAUGCCAACGAAGAAAAUGAAAAAAAGGAUGAAAAAGAGCAAGAUGCUAAUAAAGGAGAGCCUUUGGCCCUCUCUUUGGGAGCUGGUGAAUAUUGUGUACCUAGAGGAAAUCGCAGACGGUUCCGUGUUAGGCAGCCCAUUCUACAUUAUAGAUGGGACAUGACUCAGAGGCUUGGAAAGCCACAGGCGAGGAUGAGAGAAGAGAAUGUAGAAAGGAUUGGGGAAGAGAUGAGACAACUCAUGCAAAAGCUGAGGGAAAAGCAGUUGAGUUACAGUUUGCGAGCAGUUAGCACUGACCCCCCUCACCAUGAACAUAAUGAUGAGUUUUGCCUUAUGCCUUAAAUCCUGAUGUUAAUAGGGAGACACACUUGCUUCCUAAAUUUACAUGUUCAUGAUGUAUCUUUGUCAUAAACCUUUUGAUGCCACUCAUUUCUGGUGGGUCUCAGAUUACCAGCUUCUAGUUGAAUGUUUUGACCCAGUCUGUAAGAUUUUGUUAACAGGAUAAUUUCACCUGUUUCAUGGCAAGAUGCUUAUUAUAUAUUGUGAAGUAAAUAAAGCAGUUUAAAA
Molecule: messenger RNA, 887 nt
Organism: Capra hircus (goat)
Lineage: Eukaryota; Metazoa; Chordata; Mammalia; Artiodactyla; Bovidae
Product: protein BEX2
Exons: 3
Coding region: 279-662 (127 amino acids)
Biological process (GO): signal transduction
Cellular component (GO): cytoplasm; nucleus
Molecular function (GO): signaling receptor binding
Source: RefSeq, a predicted model, not a curated record